Brugia pahangi is the source of this 423-nucleotide messenger RNA. Lineage: Eukaryota; Metazoa; Nematoda; Chromadorea; Rhabditida; Onchocercidae. The record is from the annotation of a GenBank genome assembly.
AUGGUUGAUACUUUCCGGUUAUUACAUUCAGAAGAAAUUCAUACAAUGCCUGAUAACAACUGGCAUCAUCGUCCAUAUCAACGUCAUCAUAUUGAUCAAAUGAUGCGUAGUAAUCGAAAUUAUAAAAAACCAUUUAAUUUGGUACCAGUUUCAACAUGUGAUGGAGCCUUUUGGAUCACAAUUGUUCGUUCGUAUACUAUUUUCACAAAUAUUAUCAUUAUUAUGGUUGUUAAUAGUCCUGAAAUACACAUUGAACCAUUUCGAUUUUUUCCAACACCAAAAAAUCAAAAAAGUAAUAUGGUUUUUGCGCAUUUGUCAGCUGGAGUAUUUGAACGUUGGUAUCGUCGAUAUGAAUUAUUACCGACAACAGAAGCAGUUUUAAGUACAAGAAAAGGACGAAAGGCGGAAAAUAAAUAUAUCUAA